AUGAAUCUUAAAUUCUUGAGCAAUUUAAUCGAACCUGAGGUAAGAUAACGUGCAGAUUAUUUUUAAAAUGAUCCAUUUUUUGAGUUUUUAAAAUAUUUUUUUGUUUUAAAAAAGUUCUAGAAAUUAAAAUUAUAAAACAAGGGUUAUAAAGAAUCCUGAAAAGUAGUUAAAUUAUGUUGCAAAGGGUAAUAAGUAUUCUCUUCCUUUACUUUUUUUAAUACCUAUUCAGACGUCAAUAUCUCGAAUUCCAUCGAUAUCGUUCGCUCCGAAUGACAGAAAGUUGGCCAUAGCGACGGCCGAAAGAGUUAUCCACCUCUUUGAUGACAAAAACACCAAACAAGACAAGAUCAACACAAAGCCUAUUGAGUCACAAGCAAGUUGACAUUACUUUUUUCACUAUAAUACUUUUUUAACUUACAAUCUUUGUAAAAUAUCGUGUUGCACCGUGCACUGCGUUUUCAUAGAGUUUGUUUUCAUAGAUAAUGUCCGACUGCAUUUGAAUUCGAAUAAUUAUGUUAUUUUAGUAUGGAAAACAAAGCUACAAGAUCCAGAGUAUCUGCUUUUCUCCAGAUUCCACGAAAUUGGCCGUGGCGCAAACCGAUAACAUUGUGUUUGUUUACAGAUUAGGAGAAACAUGGUAGGUUGAUAUAGAAAAUAUUUUAAUUUAGGUAACAAUAUUAUAUUCAUUGUUUGGAGGAAAAAAUAUCCUGUGCUGUUCACAUUCGUAUAAGAUAACCUUGGCCCAAAACUAAAGGAAAAAGAAAAUAAUGACCAAAGCUUCACAAAAACCAAUUCUCAACACUUUUUGACCCCAAUUCUUGAAUUUGUAGGGAGGAAAAGAAGGUAAUAUGCAACAAGUUUGUGCAAAGUUCAGCGGCCAAUGUCCUGGCCUGGCCAGACGAAAACAAGCUGAUAGUUGGCCUAGCCAAUGGCAGAAUCAGGAACGCUUCGGUCGGGUCGAACAAGUGCUCCACUUUGUACAAGACUGACCUCUUCACUGUCUCUCUGGGCGUGCAGUAAGUGUUUACACUGUAAUUACAUUUGUUUAGUCCGAACAAAAAGUCAUUUGUAUCUGGCCAUCAGGACGGGUCCAUCAUACUGUACUCUUUCGAGAGCAAGGUUCAGGUAUGCUUAACAGUUGCUUUUACGUUAAUAUUGAACUUUAUAAGUCAAUAUAUUGUUGUAAAUAAAAUUAUCGGUCAUAAAGUAAAUAGAAAUACCAAGGUUUACACUACUUUCAGACCAAAAUAGUCGUGCACACAACAGCACCGUACUGUCUUCUACGUUCAAAUUUUGGAAUUCUUGCCGCUGGCAGUGAUCGUAGGAUUGUAUCGUACACUGACCAAGGUAGAAUCCAACAACAAUACGACUACAACAAGCACAAUGAGGAGAAAGAGUUCACGACAGCUGUACUCGAUCCAUCUGGUCUGAACGCCGCUUUCGGAUCUUUCAACAAGUAUGUGACACUAUUUUAGCUAUCUUUUGCGACAAGUUAUCGCAUUUGAGUCUGACACCUUUCGCAUAAUAUUUGUUUAUGUUAAUAUGUAAAGUGAAUUCAGAGUACGUUUGAUGUCAUGGAAUCCAAAGCGAGGAGCGUGGGACGAAGGAUCUGUUCUCAUCGUGCAGAAUAUGUAUUCUGUAUCAGCUUUAGCUUGGCGGCCUGAUGGAUCGUCAAUCGUUUGUGUAUGUCAUAAUCAUUAUAUCAUGAAUUGAUAAUAUAUAAAUUUACUUAGUGAUAAUAAGUAAAAAAAUAUUAUUACUUUUUCAGGGCACGAUGCUGGGUGGAGCUUUCACAAUCGACUGUUGUCUGAGGCGUACCUUCCUCAAGAACAGAUAUGUCACAACAUACGUGUCCCCCUCCCAAGUGGUCGUCAAAGAUGUAGAAUCUGACCGUCAGUGUGCCAUCAGAUCUCUGAAGGGCCUCAACAUCAACGACAUCAGAAUCGUGGGUAGAUCCAACCGCUACAUCAUCGCCUACACUCCGAGUACGAUCAUCCUGGCAGACAUCAACACAGAGCUCUUCUCCGAGAUCGUCUGGAAUUCUGGAGGCAACGAGAAGUUCUACGUCGACAACGAGAACGUCUGCAUGAUCGUGAACGCUGGAGAAAUCAGCAUCGUGGAGUACGGUAAGAACGAGAUCAUCGGCUGGGUGAGGACGGAGAGGAUAUCACCUCAUCUCAUCAGUGUCAGAAUAGGUGACAAGUCACGGAAGACGAGGGUACAGUACCGGAGAGUAGCGUACAUGCUAGACAUACACACCAUCAACGUACUCAACCUCGAAAACAGCCAGAUCGUAACACAAAUCAACCAUGGGUCAGCUAUCGACUGGCUAGAACUGAAUGACUCUGGAGAAAAGCUACUGUUCCGUGACAUACGAUCUACAGUACUACUCCAUGACAUCGAGUCAGAACAGACGUUUACGAUGGCCAACUUUUGUUCGUAUGUGCAGUGGGUACCCGAAAGCGAUGUUGUAGUAGCACAAUGCACAGAUCAGCUUUGUGUCUGGUACAACACAGACAAUGUGGAACAGAUAGUACAGAUUCCAAUUCUUGGUGACAUUGAUGACGUAUUGAGAGAUAAGGAGAGGACCGAGGUUAUUGUUAUUGUAAGCUUAUUUUUCAUUAUAAUCAGUAAAUCUACAAGCUGAUCUUUUGUAAAUACCUACAACCUGAUCCAAAGUUAUGUAUUUUUAUCAAUAAAUGUUUUUAUGAUAAGUUAUUGUAGGAAAACAAUGCCAAAGUAGCGUACGAACUAGACAACACCUUGAUCGAGUUCGCCACAGCCAUCGAGAACCGAGAUCUGAACCGAGCGUUGGAAUUCCUGGAGAACAGUGAGAGAGAUCGUGUAGACGUAUCGUCUAUGUGGCGUCAGAUGGCUGCCGUAGCGUUGGAAGAAGGGAACCUUCUCAUCGCUCAACGAUGUUAUGCUGGACUAAACAACAUCGCCAAAGUCAGGUAUAAUUCAUAAAAUAUGUACUGUAAUAUUCAUUCAUAGUAUAUACUGUAGACAGUAAUACAGUAAUCCGUAAUUGUUCCUUUUAAAAAAGUAUUUUCAGAUUCAUUGAAGACACGAUGAACAUGAUGACCGAAAACAAGGACAGUUACAAGGUCAAAGCAAGAAUGGCACUAUUACGACGAGACAUAAGGGAAUGCGAACAUAUAUAUCUGUCCAAUGUGAGUAUACAAGUAGUAAAAGGUGCCUUUUUAAAUUUAAUUAAAGCUAUGUAUGUUACAGUGUAAAUAUUACAGAAUGCCACGGAUGAAGCCCUAGAAAUGUACCAGAAGCUCCACCGAUGGUCGGCAGCCCUAGACUUGGCCAAAGCUACAGUAAGUCAAAUAAGUGUUACCAUACAGUACUCUCUCAUACUACUUACAGCAUUAAAAAGUUUAAAACAAAUGAUCAAGUUGAACUUCAUUAGAGCUUUUCAGAAUUACCCAGACCAAGAAUCCCUGAAGAUGAAGUACCAACGGUACCUCCACGAGACUGGCCAAUCAGAGCGAGCGGCCGAGAUCAAGGCAGAAGAAGGGAAACUCGUAGAAGCAGUCGACCUGUUUCUGCAAUCAAAUCGACCGGUCAUGGCUGCCACACUGCUAGCCGAAAACCCUGCACUAGCUGAAGACAAUGUCUUAUGUAACAAAUUAGCUGAGUCUCUACACAAGAACAAGAUAUACGGUAGAGCAGGAGAAGUGUACGAACUGAACGGACAGUACGAUAAGGCAUUGGAGAAUUACGAGAUGGACCACAAGUACAACAAUGCAGUUAACGUACGUGCCCUGGAUACGUCUUUUACAUAGUUACAUUACAGUUUUAACUCCCGAAUCUUGCAGGUGGCACGCUCCAGAUUCCCUGAAAAAGUGACCGAGCUCGAAGAGAAGUGGGGUGAUUGGUUGUGUAACACUGGAGACUACAGCUCUGCCAUCAGCCAUUACUUAGGUAAGUUAGCAGUUACUGUAACAUUACUGUAUAACAGAGAGCGGGGUCAACAGUAAAGCAGUCGAUGCUGCUAUCAGAGGAAAGGAAUGGGCCAAAGCCAUCGAGGUGGUAGCGACUUUAUCAAAAGAGGAGAGCAGAGAAUUCUACGAGAAAUUGGCACGACACUUCGAAGCCAAUGGAGAAUAUGAUGUAAGUUAACACAUCUAAUUAGUUAAUCACCAUUCAUUAAUUUAUUAGGAUGAUCCUAGUAGACAUUGAACUAUUUACCGCAGUGUAUUUCACUUCAUUCUUUUAAACUAUAAAUAACAUAACUUUAAAUUUAAGAGGGCCGAACGAUGUUACAUAGACGCAGACAUGAUGAGAGAAGCAGUAGAGAUGUACAACAAAGCUGGCAAAUGGUCAGAAGCCUACAAGUUGGCCUUGGACAUCCUCGGAGUGGAAAAGACACAAGAGUUGUACUUCGAAAAGGCACAAGAACUCGAAGAACAAGGUCAAUAUGGUACAGCUGAAGAGUUGUACGUAGCUGUGGGAGAGCCGAACAAUGCCAUAGCCAUGUACAAACGACUGAACAAACUGGAAGACAUGAUGAAGUUGGUCGAGAAGUUCCACUACGAUAAAGUGAACGACAUCAAGGUGACAUUGGCUCAGCAAUUUGUCGACAGUGGAGAGCUCAAGAAUGCUGAGGAGUACUAUCUCUCAGCUGACGAGUGGAAGCUGGCUGUAGCCAUGUACAGAGACAACGGAAAGUGGGCAGAUGCCUACCGUGUAGCACAGAGUUACGGUGGGGAUGCUGCCAGAAAACAGGUAAGUUCGAGAUCAACUGAUAUAAAGACAUAUCACUAUAAUCACAGAAUAUGUAUGACAACAUAAUUAGACUUAUGAUAACAAAACUUAACUCAACUUUGAAGGUCUCUUACUUGUGGUCCAAAAGUCUAGGUGGAGAAGCGGCAGUUAAACUACUACAACGUCACGGAGUGCUAGACGAUGCUAUUGACAUAGGAGUUGACAAAGGGUAAGUCAUCUUUUGAUAUCAUUUCGUAAGAGCUUAUUAAUUAUAUUUACAGUGAUUUCGACUUCGUAUUUGAAAUCUGCCGUUUGGGAGCACAAAAUCGUCUACAAGAUGUACAACUAAAGCACGCUGAACACUUGGAAGACGCUGGAGACUUCAAACGAGCGGAGACAUUCUACUUGCAAUCUGGAAAGACAAAGGAAGCUGUCCUCAUGUACAUUCACAACCACGAAUGGAAAGAAGCUGAACGAAUAGCAAGGUAGACAAACAACUAACUAUAAGCUUAUACUCCUUGUAUUUAAUUCUAACGAACAAUUCUUCUCUUGGUUCCAAAAAUAUAUUUUCAGACAGUACGUCCCAGAAAUGACAGAUGAAGUAUACAUCAACCAUGCUCGUGUUGCUAUAGAAGAAAAAGACACGUCAAAUGCGGAAAGUUACCUCCUACGAGCUAACCGUGCCGACAUAAUACUCAAGUACUACAGAGAAAUGGAGAUGUGGGAGGAUGCUAUCAGAAUCGCCAAGGAAUAUGUACCAGAGUACCAAGCAGAACUAGAGAAGGAGUAUGAGAACGUGCAGUUAAGAGCUGGAGAACGUGGAGCUCAAUCGUUCCUCGUCAGAGCCAAAGAUUUCGAGCUAGACGGAGAGUAUGAGAAGGCUGUAGACAGCUACAUGAAAGUCAACGUGCCAUUGACAAACGAUCUUCAACUAAUAGUACAAAGUCUCCAGAAGGCCGGAGAGAUUGUGGCCAAGUUCUACGAGUCUGACAAGAAGAUCGAGACGGGUACGGUGAUCGCAGAAAGAUUGUCGGAAAUGAAUGAACAUGUAGCUGCAAGUGAGGUUUACCUCUCCAUAGACAUGAAUAAGGAAGCCGUUCAGUCGCUGAUGCUGGCUGACGAAUGGUCCAAGGCACAGAAGGUACGUUUUGUCACCUUUAUAUUCCACUUUUUAAUUAUUUUUAAAAACCGCAACAAGUUUCACGGUGAGUAUAAAUCCUGACAUAUACAGAUUGCCGAAGAACUUGUACCUGAGAUGACAUCGGAAGUCGACCAAGGCUACAAACAAUUCUUGAUGAAUCACGGCAGAGUUGGAGAACUUGUGGAUGUAGACGUCUUAAGCGCUAUCAACGUCUACGUGAGUCAAGGAAACUGGGACAAAGCUUUGUCCACAGCAGCACAACAGAAGGUAUGCAUAUUUAUCUACUUCUCUUAUUAUCUAUGUAGUUAUAAUCAUGCAAUUUGAAUAAUGUCUUAUCUUUAGCAUGCCGCGCUGCUGGAAAAAUACGUUACAAUGUACGUCAGUGAACUGAUUAAAGAUGAAAGGUACAAUGAGAGCAUCAAAAUAUUCGAACAGUACGGAACGCCCCUGAACACAUUCAAUACCUAUAAGAUGCUGCUCGACCUUAUGGUUAAUCAACGAAGCAUUAGCUACGAAGACCUGAGUCAUCUCAGAAACAUGAUACUCAAGCUGACAGCAAACAUUAAACAAAAUAAAGCUGAAGUUGAUGAUCGAAUCGAAGAAGUAUGUUACUCAUAAACGACUUCUUGAAAUCUGUUUAUUAAAAACAAAGAAACCCAUUCAUAAUACCUAAAAAUAACACUUUCAGGUAUUCACCCGUUACCUAAACUUCCUACAUUACUACUGCUUAUGUUUGGCUCUAGAAACUUUGGAAAACGUUACUACUGAGGUGGAAAAGAUCGUGAUCAAGCUCAAAGUGUCAAUGUUGCGAUAUAUUGACUUAGUACAACCAGACAAACUAUUCUAUGAAGCGGGGAUGGCCUGCAAGGUAACACAAAAGUAAUACGUACUUAUACUUUUGCAAAUUUAGAACGCCAAAGACUAUGAAAACAUGGCAUUCACCUUCUUUAAUCAGUUUAUCGACAUCACCAACGCAGUUGAAUCCAACGACCCCAGCGAAGUCAACAACGACGUUUUUGAAGGUACAGACGUGCCGGUACAUUACACAUUACCCCAGCAACCUUAUGUCAAUGUAAGUUGAAAGACUGAUACAUUUCACAAUGUAAUGUACUACAUUUACCACUUAACAGUAUGUAAAAUACAAUUUAAUUUAGGAAGACGAAUUUGAAGAGAUCAACGAGUGGGUCCUGGGAAUGUCAGUAGACAGAAAAACUGACAAAGUUUUAAAAACAGACUCCAGAGGGUGUUAUGAGGCCAGUUCUGUUGACUCGAACGGUCAGAUAUACCCAAUUUGCCUGAUUUCUGGCUAUCCCAUCUUGGACACGCCUAAAGUGUUAGCUGGUGAUAAAUGCGUAGAUCCUAGCACAUGGCAUCAGUUUGUUACUCUAGUCAAAACUUCAGCAGCAGAACAACUAUUCGAUAUACAGUCGUUCUUGUGUUUGUGGACAGGAACUACAGUAUCACUAACUUAUUAA
Bursaphelenchus okinawaensis is the source of this 7332-nucleotide messenger RNA. Lineage: Eukaryota; Metazoa; Nematoda; Chromadorea; Rhabditida; Aphelenchoididae. The record is from the annotation of a GenBank genome assembly.